AUGGUGGAAUACGUAGACCAUGUUCAUAUGCAGAUAGAAGGCAACCAAGAAUCUAUAGUAGAUGAGGCAUUCGUAGACAAGACUCACUCUCAUUCGAUAAUGGAUAUAAAGAGAAAUGGAAAUAGUUAUUCAACGAGCUGCAAUGUGGAAUCAACCAUGGAAAAUAUUAUAGAUAAGGAGCCACCUCUAGAUACUCUAGAAGAUACCAUCCACAAUGAUACAAUGAAUGAGAUCGCUUUAACAGAAUUAGUAUCGAAAGAGAGAAUCAGUACAACAAACUCAUUUGAAUGCUUGAAUUCACUAGAGUGUCAUAGCAUGGAUAAUGGGAUAUUAGUAGAGCAUGUGGAACUCGAUUUAUCCCAUUAUGCAACGUCAAAAGGUAAUAUGAGCAUUAAUGGGAAUUGUAUGUGGAUUGAAGAAAGAUUCAAAGAUAGUAUGUAG
Messenger RNA from Dovyalis caffra, 441 nucleotides. Lineage: Eukaryota; Viridiplantae; Streptophyta; Magnoliopsida; Malpighiales; Salicaceae. The record is from the annotation of a GenBank genome assembly.